This is a messenger RNA of Camelina sativa (false flax), 1269 nucleotides long. The record is from RefSeq and is a predicted model, not a curated record. NCBI's taxonomy places the organism in Eukaryota, Viridiplantae, Streptophyta, Magnoliopsida, Brassicales, Brassicaceae.
AUGGAACUUCCGUCUGAUUUGAUAGAGGAGAUACUCUCAAGGGUUCCAGCUAGAUCUCUUGGAAGAUUAAGAUACACUUGCAAGCAGUGGAAAACACUAAUUGCAGAGCCUAGAUUCGUCAACAAGCACUGGUUACACAUGCGUUGCCGUGAGCAACAAUUCACGAUCUUCAGCAACGAACACAUAGUUUCUCUUUCAUUCGGUUCCACAAUUUCUUACGUUGGUAUCGAUUUCAACAAACCAGAAAAAAUUGGUUUGAAAUUGCCGUUUCCAAUAGCUUUGACACCGGCGAUGAAUCACUGUGACGGUCUAUUGCUAUACGUCACUAAGAGUAUGCUUUUGGUUUCGAAUCCUUUGUUGAAUCAAAAGAGGUGGAUCAAAGGUAGCCAAGGAUUUGACCAUUCUAUGGAUGUGUAUGGUCUUGGAUACACUAGUAACCAAUCAUCAGGUUCCUAUGAUUACAAAAUUGUAAGGUUUCGUUGUAGUUUCAGCACUCAUAAUUCAUCGAGGCUUGAAGUCUACGCAUUCAAAUCUGAAUCUUGGAAGGUAGUCGUCGAUAAAAACUUUAAUGGUUUCUAUGGAGUACCAUUCUCAAGUGUGUGUUUGCGAGGGACUCCUUAUUGGCUAGGUUACAAUAAAGAUGGUAAAAGACUCACGUCGAUACAGAAUUUCGAUUUCUUACAAGAGAGAUUUGAGCCCUUGUAUCUUCCUCCUCCAUCCAUUGAUUUGGAAAAUUACCUUUCUUUAGGGAUUUUCAGAGGAGAUCAACUCUCUUUGUUACUUGAAUGCUACAGAACUAGAAAGAUACAUUUAUGGGUGAUGAAGCAGCAGCAUUGGCGCACGGUGUUGACAGUUGAUGUACCUCAACUUCCGAUAUUUGGUCAGUAUUUAAGUUCCUUCAUUGAGAAAAAUGGUAUGCUUGCGCUAUAUACCGAAAGCGAGCGGCAGUGUAUUAGCAUCUACAUUAAUGUGGGAGAGAAUCAAGAUUACCAAAAAAUUGAUUGCCUCAAUGGUACCGGUCGUACUCUCAGUGAUUGCUGCUAUGUUGAGAGCUUGCUUCAGUUUCCAUGAGCUUCGAGGUGAGACGAUGAAGACUAAUUAGCUGGCUAGAUAAGGUUAGAGAUUUAUAUUUGUUUAAAACUAUGACUCAGAUUUUAAGGCUUUUCUAUUUUUGCUAUUAGCACAUUUUAUAUACAACAACAUGUUGAAAACUUUUCAGUGACAAAAUUGAUAACACCAACUACUUAACCUCAAUGACAAGAUUGACAA